Eruca vesicaria subsp. sativa (arugula) is the source of this 417-nucleotide messenger RNA. Lineage: Eukaryota; Viridiplantae; Streptophyta; Magnoliopsida; Brassicales; Brassicaceae. The record is from the annotation of a GenBank genome assembly.
AUGGGUGGCUGUGCGAGUAGACCCAAGGAGUCAGACAUGAACAACGAAGGCUCUGUUCCCAAGCCUGAGUCUGAAAACGUAGUAGCCAAGGAGAUCAACACUGAAGAAAGCAGUGAGAAACAAAACCAGACAGAAACCACUGAAACAACUCCUGUCGAAGCUAAGGAGACAUCUGAGGUCGAACCGACCAAGGAAACUGCUCCUACUGCUGAACUAGAGGUUGCAGCAGCCGUGGAAGAGUCAUCUUCUGCUGGUGAGGUUGCAGCAGCACCUGAGAAAGUGGAGGACGUAGCGGCUGCAACAGAAAACGUUGAGGCGGUUGCCGUAGCUGCUGCACCUGAAAAGGUUGAGGUUGCAGCGAAAGCGGCAGAGGCCGAACCCGUAAAGGAAGAGAAAGAAGCUGUUGUCACCGUUUGA